Diuraphis noxia (Russian wheat aphid) is the source of this 1153-nucleotide messenger RNA. RefSeq lists its product as uncharacterized. Gene Ontology annotation, cellular component: extracellular matrix. Lineage: Eukaryota; Metazoa; Arthropoda; Insecta; Hemiptera; Aphididae. The record is from RefSeq and is a predicted model, not a curated record.
UCCUAGUGUGAAUGUACACAUAUCAACCGCAACGAUGUAUGGUAUAUUAAAUAGCUUUAUGUUAAUUUCAGUUGCACUUCGUCGAUGACUAUAUAAGACGUCCUGCCGCAAUCGAUGUAAAUCAUUAGUAAUAGUUUCGUCGAACGUGAAAAAUACCAAUAGUGUCUACCCCGUGUAAACUGUAAUUCAGGUUUUAAAUUUUUUAAUAUUACCCUCCGCGUUACCAUGAACCAAAAAAAGCCCGUUGUCAUUCUAUUAUUGAAUAUAUUUUUAAUAUCAUUCGUCUGUGCUCAAUAUGGCAGUCCUACCGACAAUAGCGAUACCGGAUACGGACGAUACGGUGGUACAUAUACUAGUGUACCAUCAGGAGAUUAUGGACACAUAAGCCAAAAUUCCGUCGAAGGAGCUGUUGGAUCAGAUGGAAAUUCAGAACCAGAGCCGUUCAACUUUGCUUAUCAAGUGAAAGAUGAACCUACUAAUACAGACUUCAAGCACGAAGCAAACAGUGACGGCAAACGAGUGACCGGAUCGUACACCAUACUUUUACCGGACGGUCGUAAUCAAAUAGUGACAUACGUAGCUGACGAAAACGGUUACAACGCCAAUGUCCGCUAUGAAGGAGAAUUAAAACCACAACCAGAUCAACCAGGUAGCCAAGGAGGUUAUCCAUCAGCACCUGGUUUUCCUUCUGCUGCACCUGGAUAUCCUUCUGCUGCACCUAAAUAUCCUUCUGCUGCACCUGGAUAUCCUUCUGCUGCUCCUGGAUAUUCAUCUGCUGCCUCAGAAUAUCAUUCUGCUGCCUCAGGAUAUCCUUCUGCUGCCUCAGGAUAUCCUUCUGCUGCACCUGGAUAUCGUUCUGCAGCUGCCCCAGGUUAUCCUUCAUCGUCAUCGGAUUCACUUUCGUCUGCCCCGAGUUACCCGACGGGUGUUAAGGGAUCCUACGCCGCACCUCAACCCAAAAACGGAGGAUAUUAAAUAAUACUUCUGUAACGUUUGUUUAAUUGAUUAAUUUUUAAUAUUUUAAGCGAUUUUUUAGCCAUUGUACUUGGUUAUGUAUGUAAUUUUUUUUCUUUACAAACAGUCAAAAUAAGUUAUAAAUUUGUUUGUAACAAACAAAUAUUACGUACAACAAAAUAUUUAUUACUGUAUACCG